Ricinus communis (castor bean) is the source of this 1196-nucleotide messenger RNA. Its product is annotated as peroxidase N1. Gene Ontology annotation, biological process: hydrogen peroxide catabolic process; response to oxidative stress. NCBI's taxonomy places the organism in Eukaryota, Viridiplantae, Streptophyta, Magnoliopsida, Malpighiales, Euphorbiaceae. Bases 71 to 1045 code for a protein of 324 amino acids. Gene Ontology annotation, cellular component: plant-type cell wall; plasmodesma. The record is from RefSeq and is a predicted model, not a curated record. Gene Ontology annotation, molecular function: peroxidase activity; heme binding. The transcript is spliced from 3 exons.
UUUGUGUAGAAAUAUCACACAAUCUUAAGCAAGGUAGCCUCACACUAGUUGGCUAAUAAGUACACUAGAAAUGGCCAUGCAAUAUUUGUUAGUGUUUCUUUGCCUUAGCUGCAUGGUUAGCACCCUGGUGCAAGGCCAAGGCACUAGAGUUGGGUUUUAUUCCACAACAUGUCCUCAGGCUGAAUCCAUUGUCAGGACAACAGUCCAGUCUCAUUUCAACUCUAACCCUACUAUUGCACCUGGGUUACUCAGGAUGCACUUCCAUGACUGCUUUGUGCAGGGGUGUGAUGCUUCAAUCCUCAUUGAUGGAUCCAACACAGAGAAAACAGCUCUACCAAAUCUUCUACUUAGAGGAUAUGAUGUCAUUGAUGAUGCUAAGACCAAGCUUGAAGCCGCAUGUCCUGGAGUUGUUUCCUGUGCUGACAUUCUAGCCCUUGCUGCCCGUGACUCUGUUGUUUUGACAAAUGGACCGACUUGGCCUGUACCCACUGGACGCAGAGAUGGUAGGGUUUCAUUAGCAUCCGAUGCUGCAAAUUUGCCUGGAUUCACCGACUCAAUUGAUGUACAAAAGCAGAAAUUUGCAGCUUUGGGUCUCAACACUCAAGACCUUGUCACCCUUGUCGGUGGACAUACUAUAGGAACUACAGCUUGCCAAUUCUUCAGUUAUAGACUAUAUAAUUUCACUACAACUGGAAAUGGUGCUGACCCAUCCAUCGACCCAGCCUUCGUUCCUCAACUACAGGCACUUUGCCCACAAAAUGGCGAUGCUUCAAAACGUAUAGCACUGGACACAGGCAGCUCCAAUAGGUUUGAUGGAACUUUCUUCUCAAACUUGAGGAGUGGCAGAGGCAUACUUGAAUCUGACCAAAAGUUAUGGACUGAUACCACAACAAGAACCUUCGUGCAACGUUUCUUAGGUAUUAGAGGGUUGGCUGGCUUGACCUUUAACAUAGAAUUUGCGAGGUCCAUGAUCAAGAUGAGCAAUAUUGGUGUUAAAACUGGUACCAAUGGUGAAAUUCGCAAAUUAUGUUCUGCCAUCAACUGAAAGAUUUUAUUUAUCUACUUACUGUCAGGCGAAGUCUGAAAGUACUGAUUUAUUUUUAAUUUUCCGAAACUAAUAUGUAAAAUUUAAGAUUUUUAUGUACUUAUUAUCAGGCAAAGUCUGUAAGUAUCAAUUUUAUCUCUUUUCUAUUCGA